Nematolebias whitei (Rio pearlfish) is the source of this 2846-nucleotide messenger RNA. It is a transcript of the gene pik3ap1, whose product is annotated as phosphoinositide-3-kinase adaptor protein 1. Gene Ontology annotation, cellular component: cytosol. Gene Ontology annotation, molecular function: signaling receptor binding; phosphatidylinositol 3-kinase regulatory subunit binding. The coding region runs from base 127 to 2766 and encodes 879 amino acids. The transcript is spliced from 18 exons. NCBI's taxonomy places the organism in Eukaryota, Metazoa, Chordata, Actinopteri, Cyprinodontiformes, Rivulidae. The record is from RefSeq and is a predicted model, not a curated record.
AAUCAGGAAACUCAGCGUUGCUAUUUAUACGACGGAGCAAAGGGCUGCUGGUGCGGUGACACGUAGAGGAGCUCUGAGGAACCAGGAGGAACUGCUGGCUGGAACCUGCUGGGAUGAGCGCGCAGCAUGGAGGGAACCGUGUCGUCAGCCUCUGAGUCCGUCUCAGCCCCCGAGCUGCUGAUUCUGCACACGGACGAAGCGCAGGAAUGGGCCUCCUAUCUGCAGCAGAUCCUGCACUCGUCCCAGAUGUUCCCCCGAGGUUCGGUCCUGCUGUACGCCGUGAGCGCCGCCGAUCGGCUCCACGGCUACAACUUCGAGGGUUUCCAGAGCUGCCGCUGCGUCGUGCUGAUCCUCACGGCGGCGUUCCUCGACGUCCUCUGCGACCACGAGCUGCACGGAGCGCUCCAGAGACUCCUCAGUCCUCCACACAAGGUGGUGGCGCUGCUGUGCGGAGUGUCCGAGGAGGAAGUGUCCACCGAGACGUUCGUGGACUGGCCGAAGUGGAGGAAACUCCAGCCAGAAGACGAGCCGACGGUUUACAUCUCAACCAUUUUGGCUUCCAUCGCUGACAGUGAAGGAGCCGAGGUGGAGCAUGAAGCCGACGAGGUGGAGCUGCUCGUGACGGAGAACCUCCCGUCAGGUCCGAGGGAGGAAGACGAGACCAAAGAGCAAAAAGCAACAGAGCCAAAGGACGAAGAGUCUGUGAGCGCCGAGGAUCCAACGAGCAGAACACGUAGUUCACCUGCAGACCUCACCUGUCUCACCGUCCAGCCUGCCAGAGUCCUCUGUGGGGAGCACGAGACACUUUACAUCAUUUUAACGUCCAGAGUAGAUUCUGGGUCAGAACCAGAGGUGGAGUUUUCAUCUGAGACCGGCCGUCUGAAGCGGGUCCGAGCCGCGGUCCUGAACGAGUACACGCUCAGUGUUUCUGCGCCCGACAUGCCGGCUGGAGACACGACGCUCACGUUGUGCACGGACCAAUCACGCGUCGGCCUGAAGACGGUCACGUAUCACACCAGCAUGGCAGAAGUCAGCCGACAUCUUGAAAAAUCUGCCGACCCGCUGAAGUUUAUCUGCCAGGCCUUCGACUUCACCUCCGACUCGACCGAAUCCCUGGACGUGAUGCUAACGGACUCGUUAAAGUCCAGGAUGCCUGCGGACGGCCUCCGGAUGUUCGGCGUCACACAAAUCGAAGAACGCAACAUGUCCACAUACCAGCGCAACGAGGAACUUCCCACCUUGCUCCACUUCGCUGCGAAGUUCGGCCUGAAGAAGCUGACCGCGGCGCUCCUCCAGUGUCCCGGAGCUCUGCAGGCCUACAGCGUGAUGAACAAGAACGGAGACUAUCCAAACACGCUGGCAGAGAAGAGCGGCUUCACCGAGCUCAGACGCUUCAUGGACCAGUUUGUUGAGACCGAAGACAAGCACACGUCUGAGGCUGAGGACACGGAGAACCUGCAGAACGAGGCGGAGGUCUACGAGCCCAUGUCUUCUCAGGACAUGAAGGAGACUGAACAGAAGCUCGCGUCUCGGUUCGAGGACACCAUGAACCUGCAGAACAAGGCGGAGGUCUACGAGUCCAUGUCGACCACUUUGAAAGACAUCAUGGAGUUCUCAGGUUGCUCUGAGGACAUUUAUGAAUCGAUGGUUGGCAUUGACCCAGACUGUGCAGAGGACCUCUAUGAAAUGAUGACGGCAGCAGACGAGAAUCCUGAGGAAGCCUUGCUCAGAAAGUUUUUCCAAGUGAGGCCGCACCCAACUGAAGUCAACUCCGUUCAGCGUACAAGAGAGGAAAAUGAAAAACACCAACAUUUUGAUGAAAUAGAAGAAGAGGAGGAUCCUUACAACCUGUACCAGGAGGACAUCUACGACACCGUGGACACAAACACCGCGUACAACCCGGCAGUCCUCAACCGUCCACCAGCACCAAUCCCCAGGUCCGAGUCCGAGUCUGAGCCUGAAAAACCCACCGCCUACAUUUCUCGAGUAUUUUCAGAUAAAAGUUCAUCCCAGAGUAAAACAACGGAGUCCGGAUACUUUACAGUCCGACCUGUGGGGGAGGCCUCCACAUCCGCCCACGACCCGUACGCCGGGAUGAAAACCCCGGGGCAGCGGCAGCUCGUCUCCCUGCAGGAGAGGGUCAAAGUGGGCGACAUCUCCGUGGACGAGGCCGUCCAGGAGUUCAAAGCCUGGCAGGUCGACCACGAGCGGAGAGCGAGCUCCGUCCGCUUCCAGCAGGAUAAUCUGGAGAAAUUACGGAAAAGCAUCACCAGGCGUCACAAAGAGCGGGAAAAGGCUGGAAAAGAAACUGAGUAUGAAAUCAGCGCCCCGCUGCAGAGGAACCUGUUCUGGGGCUCCGGCGGGAUGGUGGAGUGCGACGUGUACGACUCGGCGCCCAGGAUGAUCGGAACACCAGGUCCAGGAGCUCCGCCCAUCCUGAGGGGGGGCUGGAAGACCAGCAGCACCUCCAGCACCUCCAGCACUGAAAGCAACAGGCUGAGCACUCACAGCACCUACAGCUGCAGCAGCGGCACAGAGCCCGAGUUCGAGGACGCAGCGGAGACCCUCCCUCCUCCCCCACGACCCCCUCGGCCGUCCGACGCCGCUCCUCUGAUUCCUCCUCCCAGGAUUCCUCCUCGGAUCCCUGAAAGGGUGCCAGAGACGGUGCACGAGCGCUACAUAUCCUGCCCGAUGCGAGCACUUCCUCAGAUACCCUUCCACAGACAAACAGACUCCGCCCCUCCAGUACCGCGCCGACUGCUGUGACGACCACCUGGUUCUUUUACCUGUGAACAAAUGUUUCUCUGCAGUUGGAAGAAAUUCUGGUUUAAUUUUUUUUGUUUUUC